Labeo rohita (rohu) is the source of this 4242-nucleotide messenger RNA. It is a transcript of the gene s1pr3a, whose product is annotated as sphingosine-1-phosphate receptor 3a. Gene Ontology annotation, molecular function: sphingosine-1-phosphate receptor activity. Gene Ontology annotation, biological process: G protein-coupled receptor signaling pathway. NCBI's taxonomy places the organism in Eukaryota, Metazoa, Chordata, Actinopteri, Cypriniformes, Cyprinidae. Gene Ontology annotation, cellular component: membrane. Bases 571 to 1770 code for a protein of 399 amino acids. The record is from RefSeq and is a predicted model, not a curated record. The transcript has 2 exons.
CAUCAGAGGAUGCUCACGCACGUGUGCGCUUCAUCAUCACAGUCUGAAAUAUUAGCGCGCGCGCGCCCUUACCAAACAAACUCAAAUUCAUGCAAACACAGACGACGGAACGGUCACUCGCUGCUUGAGAAAAAAAACUGUGUUGUUGAGUUCCCGCCCAGAAUGUGAGGGAAUGUUGAGGAAAGGAGCGUUUGGAGUUUAGAAUCAGGACUCGCAGGUGAAUAAUUUUCAUUAAUAAUCUGACAGCACUUUUAGUCACGUCCAAAACUUGAAUGUAGUUAAAAAGCCGGAUGUAAAGCGUUUGGAUUUCGGGAAAGCGAAGCAAUUGCUUUUGAAGGAUAAAUAAUUCCACACGUCUGAUCGUAAAGUACAUGUUGGACGCUUUUCAUCUUUAAACUUUUAAAGGUUUAUUAACUAACCAGGAACCCAAGAUGUAGGUGCAUCUCUCGAGAGAAAUAACGGGAAUCAUAAUGUGUGAAGUGGUGGAUUCCUUUUCCAUCUUUCUCACUGGAAGGUGCUCAUAGACGCCAUCUGCUGUUCAAAAAAGUGGUCACAGAGACUGUGUGGAAAAUGGAUGGUGAGGUUGAACCUGGAAUGAAUGAUGUUAUAGUUAGCCAUUAUAACCACUCGGGCAAGUGGGGAAGACCAAAUACCACCGGUACGUACAAGACAGUCUUCCCUAUUUGCAUCUGCGCCCUGAUCGUGUUGGAAAACAUCACUGUACUACUGGCACUAUGGCGCAACAAGCGCUUCCACAGCCGCAUGUACUUUCUCAUCGGCAAUCUAGCACUUUCGGACUUGUUAGCUGGGGUGGCGUACAUGGUUAACAUCUUCACCUCUGGCCGCAAUACAUUUUUCCUCAGUCCUGGCCAGUGGCUGCUGCGAGAGGGGAGCAUGUUUGUGGCACUUAGCGCUUCGACCUUCAGCUUGCUCGCUAUUGGAAUCGAGCGCCACAUGACCAUGGUUCGUUUACGGCCGUGUGAGACCGCAGGAAGGGGGAGGUUGCUAGCUUUACUGGGAGCUUGCUGGGCUGUUUCGGUCCUGCUGAGUGCUUUGCCUAGUCUCGGCUGGAACUGUUUGGGACGAGUCCACACUUGCUCCACUGUCUUACCACUGUACGACAAAAGCUACAUUGCCUUCUGCAUCAGCGUCUUCACAGCCCUACUAGCAGCAAUCGUGGUGCUAUACGUGCGCAUCUACCUGCUGGUGACGUCUAGCGGGCGUAGAGUGAGUUCCAGGCCAUCGGAACGCUCGCUCGCACUCCUGCGCACGGUAGUAAUAGUACUGGGAGUUUUUGUGGCCUGUUGGGCUCCCCUUUUUCUGCUACUGCUUCUGGAUGUGGGAUGCAGUCCGGAGCGGUGCCCGAUUCUCCACAAGGUGGACUGGUUCAUCGCUCUGGCUGUGCUCAACUCUGCCCUCAACCCACUUAUCUACACGCUUUCCAGCCGUGAGAUGCGGGCUGCGUUCCUCCGUGUGCUGUGCUGCUGUUGCUAUCCAGCACAGCUGGACUCUAUGCCCACGGGGGCAGGGACGACAAUCCCGGGAAUCGUCAUUCCCACCACAGAGAACACCAAAUCAAGCAUGGCCGGGGCCCCAAGCGGAGCAGCCAAGUCCUCCCUGAUGCGAAGUAAAGUUCCCACCCCAUCAAACUCCCACCAUCAACAUGGGGACACGUCGCCACCAACCGUCACGCACCCCUCGGGGCCAGGUGACCUACUAUCUGCAGUGUUGGUUAAAGCUGGGGCGCUUCCUUCUUUGGGAAAGUUUUGAAAAAGACUACAAGAGUCAGCACAAAAGAGCAGGAUUUUCUUAUUUCCCAUGAUGUUUGGCAACGAUUGCUUGCAAUUAUAGAGUGUUCUUCCGCUCUUGGAGGAUUACAAAACCUGGAUUUGCUUUCAAACAAAGGACAUCCAUUGAUGAUGAGAUUUCAAAGGGACUACAAACUCAAUCAAAGUGCGAUUGAACCAAUGCUGAAUGCUGACCAAAGGAUACACAAACUGAAUUUACUUCUACAUGUAUUAAUAUUUAUGAAACUGAGCAUGUGCUAUAAGCACAUAACCUAGAGCCACUACAGAAUGUAAUCACUCGAGAAGCUUAGGUGUGCAAUUUUUAAAUCAAAAUAAUGCAAUUUGCAUGAAGGAAAACACGUUAACAGUAUUAUAUGCAUUAUUAUAGCACUCUGUGUGUACGACUGACCUUUAACAUUUUCCCACAGUUUAUUACUAGACAAAAACAUCUUGAAUAGUUUGCUAUUCUUACCUAUUACACAAGCUGUAAUACACUUUACACAUAACAAAUUGAGUGUUUUAAAGAAGACUGUGGAUGUUUACGGUUAAUAUUCUGUGGAAUGGUUUACAUGCCAGAAUGUAAGAUGAGAUGGUUUCGUUGUGAAUGUGUUGAAAUUUUGAUUGUUUUGCGCAAUGGUUUUUGCUAACUGACAUAAAACUGCCAUAAAAUAUAAAGUGUGAUUAUAAUAUGUCAGUGUGAAGAAAAACGAGAUGGUCCUCACUGUAGAAUACAAGAUCCAGGGGGCGAGUUUGGAUCCAGAUCCAACUCCUUCCACCUACCCAUCUCCACCCCCUGGACCUUGUGUAUGGCAGUGAGGGGCUACUAGGGAAAAACAGGCAUCUUAUGUUGGGAUUACCUUGUCUGUGCUGCUUUUAUUCGCAUGUAACCACUAGAGGGCACUGUGGCAUUACAUUAAAAUUGACUGCACCACAGAGCAAUAGUGAAAGCAAUGAACAAACACAUUUUGCCCAUGAACGCAGUCCGAGCCCUAUUAUUUAGCCACUUGGUAGAUGCACCAUAAUAGCCUAAUAAUAAAUGGAUUUGCCAGUGAAAAAUCAUGAUCAGUGACACCAAUCCUUGAGCCAUAGAGCAUAUACAAACCACAGCUGUGCAUACAUGUGCUAGUUCAGUUCUCUUAAAGGGAUAUUGUUGGUUCAGUAUUGUUAAUAUAUAUUGUCAGAUAUUGUUAAAUUCAGCUGUCGGCACUUAAAAUGGGGAGAUGAAUCGGGCCAAUCCGUGAACAUUAGAUGUUAACAUGAUGUUUUUUUCCUGGUAAUUAACAUUAUGCCACAAAUGCUGUUAAUCAAGCUCAACUACUCAACCAGGAAGAUUCCUUGAAUUCUACCAAUUAGUUAUCGGUUAGUCAUACUUGAUUUAAUUAGAUAAAAGGCAGGAAUGGCGAAGAGUCUACGGUUUCUUGCAUUGUUUGAACAAAAAGAGAGGUCAACAUGAGUUUUUCUUCACAUCGAGAACACUGCGAGAACGAGUGACAUUUUGUUGAAGAAUGGUUUUUAUAGCAUUUGACAAGUGUGACAUUUCAAGUAAUUUACCAUCCUAAGCUGUAGAUGAGCGCUCUCUCUCUCUCUCUCUCUCCAUCACAGUGAUCUUUGCAGUCAGGUUGAGGGAAAAAAUAGAAUGUUAAACAAAUCGAACUCGUUUACAAGGCCUAAGCCGUUUCCUUGGUAAAAUCAUGUCUGGUGGCAUCCCGUAGCUAAAAAUUCAAUGACAUUCAGUAUCACAGAAUUCAUUUAUCAAGAGAUUUCACACCAGACGAUUGAAGUGCCAUUAAGAAUCGACAUCAACAAACAACGACGGCUAACGCGUGAUGUGUAACCUUGAGCAAAAACACACAGCAACCCUCAACGCAUGACAACAAGCCUUAUACAAAAGACUUUGAAAUAAGCGCACACCACAUAGAGAACAUUAAUCCUUUAAAGUGAGGUGUUACACACUUGCCACACACAAUAUGCCUCUACACCUCAUGUAAUGAAUGGCUCUUUGCUACAAUGGAUCAAAGCACGGACCACUGAGCUAUUGUGGACGGCUACUAUUGAGAAUAUUCAUUUGUCUGUGUGCUUGUCAGAGCUGAGGGGAGUCUCUGUGGCUGAAUACAUGAGACUGGCACAUUGCUUGGCCCAGCACUCAGUGUGAACAAUGCCUCCAUCUGGACCAGCGACUCAGGAUGUGCCAAUGCGAGAGCACUCAAUUGAUUUUCUCCCAUACGGGGACCAGGGGUCACAUUUAACAAGCUUUCAAGGGUUGAUGGAGGUAGAAGGUGUUUGUGCGUAUGGGAAAUGUGUGAGGAACAAGAUCUAGAAGCGAUAAUGAUGUCCUUGGUGCACUUCUGGUCAAGGUUUGGUAUUGGACCUCCUCAUUAGUCAGAGACCAGGCUUACUAGCCCAACACCUGAGAUUGGGAUUGGUGUAAACCAUUCAUCAGUAGCUAGAACACUGG